This is a messenger RNA of Cordyceps militaris CM01, 996 nucleotides long. RefSeq lists its product as uncharacterized. The transcript has 3 exons. NCBI's taxonomy places the organism in Eukaryota, Fungi, Ascomycota, Sordariomycetes, Hypocreales, Cordycipitaceae. Gene Ontology annotation, molecular function: hydrolase activity. The coding region runs from base 1 to 996 and encodes 331 amino acids. The record is from RefSeq and is a predicted model, not a curated record.
AUGUCCAGCGACCUUGAAGCCCGGUUCAACGAGCUGGUAUCCAUCUUGCAUGCCACUCCAUCAGCAUUUUUGAUCCCUUUGACAUUUACCGCACUACUUACCAUUCUUGCGGAACUGACAUUGGCGCCGACGUUCUCGUGCCGAAAGCGCCUUGCCCAAUACGUGACCGGCUCGAGUCUCUUCCCGGCGUGGUUCUCGAAAUGGAUCCUGGAGUUUGCGCAGGAGCAGUCCGCCAUCAUCAUCAGCCCAAACUACAGACUCUUGCCCGAGGUCAAGGGAAUCGACAUUCUGGAGGACAUGAAGAAUUUCUGGGACUGGUACAAGAAAGGAGGACCGCAACAGUCUCUCCAGGCUGUCGGGCGACAUGAUGUGCAGCUUGAUUCUGGGAAAUUGCUUCUCAUUGGAGAGAGCGCCGGAGGCUACCUGGCUUUGCAAUCCGUAUUGCUCGGGUUUGUCUGGCCUAGCGCAAUCGCCGCUCUGUACCCCGUGCUCGACCUGCUCUCGGACCAUUUCACGCGAUGCUAUCCGAAACCUAUUGUAGGCGUUCCAAACUUUCCAUCAUCCGUGGUUGAUGAGUUCCUUGCAAGCAUGUCAGAGGGGACAGUGGUAACAGAGGCCGACCCUCCGACACGGCUUGACCUCGCUUUCGCAGUCGCGCAGAAUGGUCGCUUCCUGGACUUGCUUGGCGACGAUCCAGACUUGUUUAUCCUUGAAAAACUCAAACAGGCCAAGCUUUCCGUCUCGAACAGCAGUCACGGGACUUUAUUCCCCCCUCUCUACGUUUUACAUGGCGAGCAGGACUCUGCAGUGCCUGUCGAAGGGACAUUGAAGUUCAUACAGUGUCUCAAGGACAUUGACCCAGCAGCCAAGAUCCACACUGCCAUUCGGGCGGGCGACCAUGGUUUUGACUCUACGGCUUCUGCAAAGGAUGACUGGAUGCGAGAGGGUCUGGAUUUCGUCGUCAUGGAAUGGAUCCGCCAUAACUCGACAGUUUGA